Molecule: messenger RNA, 411 nt
Organism: Cryptomeria japonica (Japanese cedar)
Lineage: Eukaryota; Viridiplantae; Streptophyta; Pinopsida; Cupressales; Cupressaceae
Exons: 1
Coding region: 1-411 (136 amino acids)
Molecular function (GO): RNA-DNA hybrid ribonuclease activity; nucleic acid binding
Source: RefSeq, a predicted model, not a curated record
AUGGAUGGCUCUUCUUGUGGAAACCAUAGUCAUGCUGGAAUUGGAGGUGUGGGUCGAGAUAGUUCUGGAGAUGUUCAGUUUAUCUUUUUUGUUUAUACGGGUCUUCACACUAAUAAUUUAACAGAGGCUCAAGCCAUUUUAUUAGCUUUGGAGAAUGCAAGUAAAUUGGGGUGGCGCAUCAUCAUAUGUGAGUCUGAUUCUCAGAUUGUGGUCAACUUGUUGAAUAGGUGGCAUUUAGAUGGUGUUAGUUGGCAUUUUGUUUUUAUUGUUGAACAAAUUCUCAACCUAUUUGCUUCUCUAGAGUCUGUUACUUUUACUCAUAUUCCUAGAGAAUGGAAUGGUCUUGCUGGUUGUUUGGCCAAAUGGGCCUCUGAUCAUAUUCAUCAUUGGAACUUAGUGGAUUGGAGUUAG